Lingula anatina is the source of this 3441-nucleotide messenger RNA. RefSeq lists its product as uncharacterized. The record is from RefSeq and is a predicted model, not a curated record. Gene Ontology annotation, molecular function: calcium ion binding. NCBI's taxonomy places the organism in Eukaryota, Metazoa, Brachiopoda, Lingulata, Lingulida, Lingulidae.
CAACAGUCUCAUUUGACUGGAUAUGCAAUUGUCCGCGCAGCUAUACAUCUAUACAUAGAAAUGAGUGUGUCAAUGAUGCUUAUCCAAUGCACGCACAGACUACUGGGCCUUCCUAUCAUCAGGUCAAAUCUACGGAGCUUUAUAUUUCGUAAAUAUUAUGAUGUUAUGUACUGGUCAAGGUUAUGUCCCGAUGAGGUCAUGCUAGUCAGGUUAAAUGAGGUAAAUGCGUGAUAUGCUUUGCAUUCAUACGUCGUCGCCAUGGGGUGGAUUCAAGUACAGUUCGUGGUACUCUUUAUGUGUUGCAUAAAGUUGCAAAUACGACCAGCAUCAAGUGUUUGUCCUUACCAGUACACUUUCAUGGAAUCGUCUUGUUUCCGUUUCGUCAGCAAUGUUCGGACAUCAUGGCAGGACGCUCAACAAAUAUGUGCCAACGAAGAUUCACAUUUGGCUGUACUGGAUACAACACCAAGAAGGGACAUGAUUGUGAGUUAUAUGAAAGCAAAUCACAUUCCACUCGGUACGUCUUACUGGGUGGAUGGAAGGGACCCGCAGCAGAAUGGUAAAUGGAUCUGGUAUUCCAAGGGCACCGGCGUAGAUUCAGUUUUAUGGCACCCUGGUGAGCCAAACGGUCGAGGCGUAGAGAAUUGUAUGCACUUGCUAACUUUUGGCAGCACAUGGGGUCUAAAUGAUACACCAUGUAAUUACCAUUAUGCUUUUAUAUGUGAGAAGAAAUCAGUAAACGGGGCCUGGGGAGCUUGGAGAAGCUGGAGUGGGUGUUCAUUGACAUGUGGUACACAGGGGCUGAGGUACAGAAGUCGACAGUGCGAUAACCUGGCACCUUUAGGCGACGGUAAAUACUGUCCUGGAUCUGGGCGCGAAACUGAAGUUUGCUUCCCAGGCCCAUGUCCAGCUUGUCAGGUCCACGCCGUGCCCGGAGCCAUGAGUUCGGUAUCUGCUCCCAGAAUAAACGAGAAGGAAUAUGUGCGUUAUUAUUGUCUGCCAGAUUACACUUAUGUUAGUGGCAAUUUGAUACGAACAUGUCAGGCAAACGGUGCACUAUCAGGUACAGAGCCGGAGUGCAAGGCAUGCUGUGGCAAGACAAAGGCAAUUCCUAACGGUGAGCCCAAGAAUUCAGACAAGUACGUGUGUGAAGGAAAAGGAGUUGGCUAUGACUGUCACGUGGGAUACAGAAUAUCCAACAUGUCUGUGCCUGCAGCUGUCUGCGACUCACAGAAACUGAAAGUUCCUGUUUGUGAGCCGUCUGGAACAUGUGACACGACAGCUCUUCGAGACCCUAAACAUGGUUUUAAGGUCUGUGAAGACAUCAAUUCUGGUAAAACGUGCCACAUGAGGUGUGAGGAUGGUUAUAAAUAUGUCGCUCGUGACAAAACAUUUUACUGUAAUCCCGAGACAGGAUGGUCUUGGGGGUUGCCCCAAUAUGGUGGCGGAUUUCUGCCGUCAACUAGUGUCGAGGACUGUGAAGUGGGGCAUCUUCUAGGGGUAGACGGUGGUUUGGAUGGGCUAAUUGCUGAUGUUCCUUUCUAUGAUUACCUCGAAGAGGAUCAGAUAAAGACAGAGGUUGCUGAUGGUGUUAGAGCCAAACUAAACACACUUGGAAAAUGCUCCAAAUCGUGCGAGGUCAAGGACGUCCAAGUUAAGCGAGCAGGGACUGUAAAGCGGGACACAAUGGUCAGUUUUAACAUAAGGAUCGUGCUCCACAUCCGCGGUGGUGACAGAAACGCAAGUUCUCUUUCAGAAGUUAAAGCAAACGUCUUAAGACUGGCAAAAUCAAUACAGUCCACGGCGUCUGCUAUCAAACAGGUCCUGCAGUCUACCCCUAUAGUAAUCUCUGUGAACGGCCAAUAUAUCGACUUACAAACCGACAACUUGGUGAUAAGUAGACCACGCACAGGAUGUCGCAUGGGGUCCAUUAAAAGCGGAAUCAAAUGCUACCGCUGUCCCCGUGGUACUUAUCAUGAUACAAAUGAUGGGGAUUGUCUAUCUUGUCCGUUUGGGCAUAACCAGGACAACCCUGGGCAGGUGUCUUGUCUCCGGUGUCCUAAAGGCAAAACAACUGAUAGAAUUGGGGUAUCAAACGCCACUGAGUGCAAAGAGUAUUUCAGUUGCGACUGUGGUAUCCACCCUUGUGUAUUGAAUGGCUCAACAUUUACGUGCAAAUGCCUUUCGGGAUAUAUCUUAAAGAAUGGAACAUGCAAAGAUAUAGAUGAGUGUGCCACCAAGAACCCUUGUCCAACCAAUUCCCGUUGCGUUAAUCGAGAGGGUUCCUUCCGAUGCCAGUGUUUGCCUGGGUUCCAAGGUCGAAACUGUGAAGACAUUGAUGAAUGUUUGAAGACGUGCAAUGGCCUUCACCAGAUAUGCGUUAACACUGUUGGUAGCUUCAGGUGCAACUGUACGGUGGGAUAUUUCGGAGACAGCUGUGAUGAUUUAUGUCCAAAUGGCUUCAUUCCUGUGUCUGAUUCAUGGUGUGUGCACAUCUUCAAUACCUCAAACCCACAAGACGAGCGCCUGAACUACGAGAACUCCACCUCGGCGUGUGCUGCCCUCUAUCGGCAGGCACGUCUGGUGACCAUUAAGACUAAAACCGAGUAUAAACACCUUACAAAAUUGCUGGCGUCAUCGAACAUAGAACACUGGAUAGGACUUAACGACAGGGCACAAGAGGGUCACUUUGUUGCCAGCGAUGGCUCCAUGCUUGGGAGCGGCGAUUUUACUGAGUGGGCACCUGGCAGGCCAUCCACGAAUACAUCAACCAACUGCGUCGUCAUGGGCGGGAAAAGCGAUGCAUAUAUGUGGCGAGACGCUGGCUGUUAUGAAGCAAAAUCGUUCCUUUGUGAAUUCAGGCGCAAGUCUGGAUUAUCUCCCAUUAUUGGUUAACUUGCUUAAUUUUCAAGGACUGUCCACACUGUUCCUCAAUAGACAGUUUUGCUCACAUUUUGAAAAACUAUGCAAGUGUGAUGGAUAUGUCUGGUAAACAAAAGGAGCGUACCUCACUUUAGACCUUGACACUUUAUACUUUAGACGAUAUCUUAGUGGGCAUGUCACUUUGUCUUACUUUGGGUGUUUUUUCUAGCAAACAUUUUGACUUGAAACCUUCGGUAAUAUCUUCUCAUAUUCAUAAUCUAAAGCUGUUGUGCUGGGAUAAGACGAUUUUGAGUUUCACCUGCAGUUGUAAAAAUUGAAAAUCAAAUUUUGAGAUAUUUUUAAUUCACACGAUAUAAUGGUCCAACAAUGGCUUAAUCCGUGUUUGCAGGAUUGGUAUGGAUGAUUGAUCACUUAUUAAAUAUGUGUUGUUCACUGUAUGAACAAUGAUAUUAUCAAUUGUUAUUCAAUUAAUUAUAAGAACGCAUCAGCUUUUUAUAAACGUAUAUACGUAUAUGCAUAUAUAUUUACAAUAUUAUAUUUAUGUCUUCAAUUCCAAUA